Rhipicephalus sanguineus (brown dog tick) is the source of this 1005-nucleotide messenger RNA. RefSeq lists its product as uncharacterized. Bases 190 to 768 code for a protein of 192 amino acids. NCBI's taxonomy places the organism in Eukaryota, Metazoa, Arthropoda, Arachnida, Ixodida, Ixodidae. The record is from RefSeq and is a predicted model, not a curated record. The transcript is spliced from 5 exons.
UUCCAAACGCGACGUGACGUCAUUUGGGGCUAUUUGUCUGGAGCCGCACACCUGUGAAACCUACGCGACAAUAGGCAGGGAACGCUGUUUGUCAUUCGCGAUAUCUGAAUACGUUCACCAUCGUGUGGGCUACUUGCUCAGGUUUUGCGCGUUAUCUGGUUUUCCUGCAUAAAUUAGUACCGGAAAAAGAUGGCGAGAAAGCUUCUCGUUACUCUUCUACUCGCCUCAUCACUGACGGUGUUUGCGUGCGCAUUCAGCUUCUUCAGAAGAAGGACCUACAAAAUUCACAAGUUCCUAGAAGUUAAAGAACCCAUAUGGACGCACACAACGAGCAGGCGCACGGAUGUUUUGUGCGAAGUGGAUGUGAUGAUCAAUAUCUCCACCAGUGCAAUAUUUUUCACUCGAGUGUCUUACGACCGCAAAGGGAGAACAUCUGCCAUACUGCAUGGCGAAUUUCACGAACGCCGAAAGAGGCACAUGCUUGUGCAUACACAAGGAGGUGUUUAUGACCUGCACGAAGAGAUGCUUUACAUGAGUUCUGAUCACAGCUGCGCAAUAUUUAUGGUCACAAGAUUGUUCGGUGGUACAUUCCGCAGCUACGAUUUGCGAGUGAGAAAUUCGUCUAUAGCAAGAGGCCCUCGAAGAGACUGCGUUCGAAAAUUCAAGAGGCGUGACCUUAGAGGGCAAGUGAUUUACAGACCGAUGUGUCAAGACAUACUCCACAGUAAGGCGGAAAGAACCAUGCUAAAUUCGACACUGAAGGGGUGACCGUUGACCAACUUGAGCGCUAAUGUAUUUCUUGUGAACAUAUCUACAUACAUGAAGGCAAUCUAUAAAGCUAAUUUGAGCACGUUAUUCUGACUCCACUUCCUGAUUCUAAGAUUUACGACUGAGCACUUGUACUUUCGCAUGCUCGCACGGUAUUUUCUUUAUUUAAUUUGUGCUGCUACUUGGGUGCAUUGCCUAAUAAAAAAAGCUGUCAGGCCUUCAUUUCACCAGAUCCUC